AUGGCCAACAGUGUAGCCUCUGUGCUUGUGUUCAUUGUGUUUUGUGGAUCAGCAGUUGGUACCCGAACAAAAUUGUUCACUUCCAAUGUUCCGGACAGUGUCUCAGCAGCACCAGAUGAUGGCAUUUGUAAAAUGAUGGCAGAGCCACAAAACUACACUUGCCAGGAACACACAGUGACAACCCAAGAUGGCUAUGUCCUCAGCAUGCAAAGGAUUCCGGUGGGUGGCUCAGGUGGAGCAGCAGGCAACCAGACACCAGUCCUGUUAGUACAUGGUCUCCUGGUGGAUGCGGCAACAUGGCUUCUGGGUUCUCCGGACCAGUCUCUGGGAUUUAUCUUGGCAGAUAACGGGUUUGAUGUGUGGCUUGCCAGCCUUCGUGGAACUAAAUAUAGCCUCAGGCAUACUACUCUCACCCCGGAGGACCCUCCUUAUUGGGAUUGGUCAUGGGAUGAAUUGGUAGCCUAUGAUCUUCCAGCUGCAUUCCAGUAUGUGCACAAUGAAACAGGACAGAAGCUUCACUACAUUGGUCAUUCACAGGGAACCCUGACUGCUUUGGCUUCGUUCUCAAAAGGGGAGUUGAUUGACAUGGUAAGAUCAGCUGCUGUACUCAGCCCAGUUGCUUAUCUUGCUCAAAUGACCUCUCCCAUUGCAAGAAAUGCUGCUGACAAUUUUACUGCUGAUACUUCAUAUUGGCUGGGGAUCCAUGAAUUUGAUCCUUUUGGGCCUGCUGCAAUCCAACUUCUUGCAUCUAUAUGCCAGAAACCGGAUGUCGACUGCAGCAACUUUCUGUCAGCUUUCACAGGUCCUAACUGCUGCCUCACCCCUUCUGUACUAGCUGCUUUCCUAGAGAACGAGCCACAGCAUACAUCGACAAAGAACAUGAUCCACCUUGCUCAGAUGAUCAAAGAAGGAACCAUUGCCAUGUAUGAUUACAAAGAUGAGGAGGAGAACAGGAACCACUAUGGGCAGUCUGCUCCUCCAGUAUACAACAUGACAAGCAUCCCAACUGACCUUCCUCUCUUCCUCAGCUAUGGAGGCCAGGAUGCUCUUUCUGAUGGCGAAGAUGUUCAGCUGCUGCUUGACAGCCUCAAAGAUCACGAGGAAGACAAGCUUGUCGUGCAUUUUGUAGAAGAUUAUGCUCAUGCAGAUUUUGUUAUGGGGUCAAAUGCUAAGCAAGCUGUGUAUGAUCCUCUCAUGGCCUUUUUCCAGGCUCACUGACAACAUGAACUGG
Diospyros lotus (date-plum) is the source of this 1231-nucleotide messenger RNA. Its product is annotated as triacylglycerol lipase 2-like. Bases 1 to 1218 code for a protein of 405 amino acids. The record is from RefSeq and is a predicted model, not a curated record. Gene Ontology annotation, molecular function: hydrolase activity, acting on ester bonds. The transcript is spliced from 9 exons. Lineage: Eukaryota; Viridiplantae; Streptophyta; Magnoliopsida; Ericales; Ebenaceae. Gene Ontology annotation, biological process: lipid metabolic process.